ACAUUGCCAUUUGCCGGGAUAAAAAUAGACAAGUGUCCAACUCCAAGAAACAACGUUGAUAUAAACAGAGUCGAAAUUGGAUCCCGCGCUGGUGGAUUUCCCAAAAUGACCUCAUCCCCGCCUCAGCCACUUUCCGACUCCGAUUCCGACGGCGGCGGCCCCUCCACCUCUCAGGCCCUCCGCCACACUGACCUCUCCGACUCCAUCUUCAAAUCCUACUUCGAUUUCUCCGGCCACUCCUCCACCACCGCCACCACCGCCGACCUCUCCAAGAUCCGCUCCUUCCUCACCUCCUCCUCCUCCGGCGCCCUCUCCUGCCUCAUCUGCCUCGAACGCAUCAAGCCCUCCGACCCCACAUGGUCCUGCACCUCCCUCUGCUACGCCGUCUUCCACCUCUUCUGCAUCCAGAGCUGGGCUCGCCAGGCCUCCGACCUCUCCGCCUUACGCGCCGCCACACGCCUCCCCAUCUCCGCCGAUCAGGCCUCCCAGUCCGCCCUCUGGAACUGCCCCAAAUGCAGAGGCGAGUUCUCCAAGACCCAAAUCCCCAAAACCUACCUCUGCUUCUGCGGGAAAUUGGAGAACCCUCCCAGUGACGAUCCAUGGGUUUUGCCACAUUCCUGCGGCGACGUUUGCCAGAGGCCAUUGAAGCACAAUUGCGGGCACCACUGUUUGCUCCUCUGCCACCCUGGGCCCUGCCCGUCCUGCCCGCAACUCGUUAAAGCUCGAUGCUUCUGUGGAUCACACCAAGACGUUCGAAGAUGCGGGUUCAAGGAGUUUUCCUGUGAAAAUCCUUGUUCCAAGUUGUUCGAUUGUGGGGUUCACAGGUGCGUUGAGGUUUGCCACCGUGGUCCUUGCCCGCCUUGCCGGAUUCGCGCCGUGUGUAGCUGCCAAUGUAGGAAGGUGAGAGAGGAGAGGGAGUGCUGUGAUCGUGUUUUUCGAUGCGGCGAGCCGUGUGAGAAGAAGCUCACGUGUGGGAAGCAUGUUUGUGAGAAGGGGUGUCAUUCUGGGGAGUGUGGUGAGUGUCCAUUGCAGGGGAAGAGAACAUGCCCUUGUGGGAAGAGGGUGUAUGAGGGAAUGCCUUGUGAUUCUCCUGUGCAGGUGUGUGGGGCCACCUGUGAGAAGAUGUUGCCCUGCGGCUAUCAUAGGUGCCCCGAGAGAUGCCAUCGCGGGCAGUGCGUUGAGAAUUGCAGGAUUGUUGUGAGGAAGUCGUGUCGCUGUGGGAGCCUCAAGAAAGAUGUUCCUUGCUAUCAAGAUUUGACAUGUGAUAGGAAGUGUCAGACGGUGCGUGAUUGUGGUAGGCAUGCGUGUAAACGUCGCUGCUGUGAUGGGGAUUGCCCUCCCUGUGCAGAGAUAUGUGGCAGGAGGCUUCGAUGUAAGAACCAUAAGUGCCCUUCUCCAUGCCAUAGAGGUGCCUGUGCUCCUUGUCCAAUAAUGGUGACAAUUUCGUGUGCAUGUGGGGAGACACAAUUUGAGGUUCCUUGUGGUACUGAAAUGGAUCAAAAGCCACCUAAAUGUCCUAAACGAUGUCCUAUUACGCCUUUAUGCCGGCAUGCAUUAAACGUCAAGCCACACAAAUGCCAUUAUGGAGCCUGCCCUCCUUGUCGGCUACCUUGUGGAGAAGAGUACCAAUGUGGCCAUGCAUGCAAAUUAAGGUGCCAUGGUGCUAAGCCUCCUCCUACUCCAGAAUUUACUCUUAAACCAAAGAAAAAGAAGAUUAUACAACAAAGCGAAAGUAUUCCUGGCACUCCAUGCCCUCCUUGCCCAGAACUUGUGUGGAGACCAUGUGUCGGGCAACACAUUGGAGCAGAGAGAAUGAUGGUCUGCUCUCAUAAAUCACAGUUCUCCUGUGAAAACUUAUGUGGUAAUCCUCUACGAUGUGGUAAUCAUUAUUGUACUAAAACCUGCCAUGCCUUGGAGAAUAAAUCUUCCAUGAACCAGUUACUGAGAGGCGAGCCUUGUGAAGAUUGUUCUCUUUCUUGCCAAAAGGAAAGAGAGCCUACAUGUCCACAUCACUGCCCUCGGCGAUGCCAUCCUGGAGACUGUCCUCCAUGCAAGGUUCUCAUUAAACGGUCAUGUCACUGUGGCGCAAUGGUCCAUGUUUUUGAGUGCAUAUAUUACAACAGCUUGUCUGCAAAAGAUCAAGUGACUGUUCGUUCAUGUGGUGGGCCAUGUCAUAGAAAGUUGCCAAAUUGUACACAUCUAUGCCCAGAGACAUGUCAUCCUGGUCAAUGCCCAAAUCCUGAGAAAUGCUGUAAAAAGGUCACUGUUCGUUGCAAAUGCCAUACAUUGAAAAAGGAGUGGCUUUGUCAAGAUGUUCAAGCAGCUCAUCAUCGCGCUGGUUGCAAUCCAAUGGAUAUAGCAAAAAAUCAAUUUGGAAUUGGACUUAUUCCUUGCAAUUCUGAUUGUAAGAGUAAAGUGCAAAUUGUUGAGUCAGAAUUACAAUUGCGUAAAUCUAGAGUUACAGAGGUAAAGGAGCCAGAUAAUGAAAAACCAGUUCCGAAGCGACGAAAAAAGCGUGACCGGGUUAUAGAACCCAAGGAAACAACAAAACUACAGAAAAUUAUUUCCAGAACAAAGCAGCUUCUUCUAUUGAUCUUUAUUUUGGUGAUACUUGUUGCUGCUGCAUAUUAUGGGUACAAGGGACUUUUACGGCUCAAUGAUUGGAUGAAUGAAGUUGAUGAAAAAAGGCAGAGAUAUUCCCGAAUCAAAUGAUUAUUUAUCAGUUUGGUUAGCGCUGUUGAUUUUUCCUCACACUUGAGGAUAUACUAUAGUGCAUCAAGUUCCAAUAUAUUUUGAAUGCUUGAAUCACCUGAUGCUUGCCAUGCAUUCUUUUUCCAUAAGACAAAUAAUCACUCGGAACACAUUUAGACAUGUUCAGAGUUUUUCCAAAUGAGGGUGUUUUUUUCUCCAAUUGAUUUGGAUAUCCAAUUUUGUUACUAUAAGAUGUAGCUAUUGUAUACUAUAAACUGAGAUCAUCCUGGUAACAUUUAUUAUGGUGGGUUGGUCAUGAAGCAACAUUAAAACAUUUCCAUUGUCAAUUGAUUGGGUUGUGUAAUGACUGUAACCCUCUCCACUAGAGUGGUACCAUAUUAUUUUUUUGGAAAUAACAAAUUGCAAUGACUGCAAUAAUUUACGGUAAA
Messenger RNA from Lotus japonicus, 3140 nucleotides. RefSeq names its product NF-X1-type zinc finger protein NFXL2. The transcript is spliced from 13 exons. Bases 106 to 2712 code for a protein of 868 amino acids. Gene Ontology annotation, biological process: regulation of DNA-templated transcription. Lineage: Eukaryota; Viridiplantae; Streptophyta; Magnoliopsida; Fabales; Fabaceae. The record is from RefSeq and is a predicted model, not a curated record. Gene Ontology annotation, molecular function: DNA-binding transcription factor activity, RNA polymerase II-specific; RNA polymerase II transcription regulatory region sequence-specific DNA binding; zinc ion binding. Gene Ontology annotation, cellular component: nucleus.